AUGAGUAUAUCCGCAUAUUCUUAUGAAGCUGAUAGGGCGAAAAGAUUAAUUUUUGGUUCAUACACGUUUUCAUUUGAUGAUGAGCAUUUAAUAAUCACUGAUGGAAAAACUGAACAUUAUAUCUCAUGGAAAGAAUAUGAAAAAUUUAUUCCAAUAUUAACGCCAUGUACAAUGCCUUUUAUUAAAACUGGUGAAAUUAUUGAAAAAGAUAACACAACAGUAUAUAGGUCUGUUUAUGAAGCAUUAGAAUAUAUGUUGAAUUAUAAUCCCGAAAGAUUUGACCCAAGCACUACGCCAUGUGCAAUGCCCUUUCUGAUGGACGGUGAAAUCGUAAGGGUUCCGAAUUCAACGGUUUAUACAGCUGUUCAAAACAGUUUACAAAACAUUUUAGCGAAUAUCUUUAAUUCAGAAACUACAGAAAUAAAAUUACCGUAUAUAACAGAUGCUAAAGAAAUUAAAUUAAAAACAACAACAUUAUUUACAUCACUUAAUGAUUUAAUGACUUAUAUAAUUAAUACUCCCCAGCCGACUUCGGCAUUUGACCCUAACUCGACGGUUUGCAGUGUACCUUUCAUAAAUGACAGUUCAGUAAUUGAAUUAAGGGAUUCAACAGUUAAUGAAUCAUUAAAAGCUUCAUUAAUGAAAAUCAUUGAUUUUAACUCAUUCAUGAAUACAUAUAAUUCAUUCAUUAAUGUUUCAUACACUUCUAAAGAAGGUGAGCCAAAAACUAUCGAUAAAGCGGUGUAUGAAAUAAAAGCAUCAAUGACGAAAUUGAAUUCGUUAACUUUUGACGGUGAUAGUUCCGUUAACAGCAUGACAUUAGGGAAAACGAUUUUAACGAAAGAAUAUUUAAAAUCUCAUGUUAGUGAGUUCGUUGAAAUUGAAAAAGAAGGCGGAAUUAAGUUCGAUCCACUGGGUUUCAUUUUUGACUUAGCGAAUAUGGACGUUUUUGGGGUCGAAAGCGGGAAUGAGUGA
This is a messenger RNA of Trichomonas vaginalis G3, 975 nucleotides long. RefSeq lists its product as uncharacterized. The record is from RefSeq and is a predicted model, not a curated record. Lineage: Eukaryota; Parabasalia; Trichomonadida; Trichomonadidae. The coding region runs from base 1 to 975 and encodes 324 amino acids. The transcript has a single exon.